Nothobranchius furzeri (turquoise killifish) is the source of this 1264-nucleotide messenger RNA. RefSeq names its product putative nuclease HARBI1. Lineage: Eukaryota; Metazoa; Chordata; Actinopteri; Cyprinodontiformes; Nothobranchiidae. The record is from RefSeq and is a predicted model, not a curated record.
AUGGCCUUUGCGGUACCGGUGUGGCUCGCCGUCCAGGAGGAGAUGCUCGGCAGCUUUGAGCCCGAGGAGGAACAAGAUGGCGCUCCACCUUGUUUCGACAAUUUCUCCGACGAGGCUUUGUUCGAGAAGUUUCACCUCUCCAGACCUUGCAUCGCGUUCAUCUUAGACUCCGUGGGCACACACAUGAAAACGGUGGACUCCACGAAGCGCCACACGUCCGUGGACGUGAUGCUCAUGAUCGCGCUGAACUACUACGCUCACGGAGCCUUCAGCUCGUCCGUCGCUGGGAACACUUGGAUGAGCCAAACGGGCAACUUGAAUUCUGUUGUUAAAACUAUCUCUGGAGUCUUAGCGGCGAUGUGCAAAACGUUCAUCUCCUUCCCGCUUACAGCUGAGGCCAGAAGCAGAACCGCCUCUCAGAUCGAGGAAUUCUGCGGGAUCCCCAACGUGCUGGGCGUCCUGGCUCCAGCACACUUCAAGAUCAGAGCUUCUCCUUAUGACAAGACCUCCUUCAAGUCCUUCAUAAACGCACUCGGUUACACUUCCGUCGUGAGCCAGUUUAUCUGCGACUCCGAGGGCAACAUCCUGAGUGUGGAGAAGUGCUGCGUGGGGAGCUCGUUUGAGCAGGAGAUGUGGGAGACCUCCUUCAAAGGGAAGGAGGUGGAGAACGAGCAGCACGGACCGUUUUGGUUUAUUGGUGGAAAAGGGUACCAUUUAAGCAAACACGUCUUGACCCCGGUGUUGGAACCUUCAACUGACGGUGACAUCCGCUUCAACAAGGCCCACGCAAAGAUCCACAAUGUCAUGGAGGUGACGAUUGGCUCCAUGAAGAGGCGUUUCAAGUGUCUGAUGCAGCUCGGGUUUGCUGAUGAAACCUCCUUAAACACAAAGGCGAACAUCAUCAAGGCGUGCUGCAUGCUGCACAACAUUGCCAAAAAGUUCUCUGUUCCUCUUCCUGGCAACAACACAGCUGCUGUCCAUGAGACUCCAUAUCCAGGGAAGCAGCACUUGAGUCCAGUAGAGGUCAGCACGGAGGCCCUCGAAGUCCGACGGCAGCUUAUCGAGAAGAACUUUUCUGUUGCCAAGCAUCCGGAUCCAGUGGAGACGAGUGUUUCAAAGUAGGACGUAUGAGGAGCCUGGUGAUCUGAUACAUUUACUGCAUUUUAGAAUUUUAUUUACAAAAACAAGUUUUAAAUAUAAAAUAUUCCUGUACAAAUUAGUUUAUUUCUACACUUCCAUGUUGCUAAUAAAAUUUAAAACAUUC